UGUCGUGUUUAUGGGAUCAGAAGUUCGAAUGCAAUGAGUAAAAAUAAACGUAAACGGCGAUUGAAAGAACAGGAUUUCAAGAAAAAAAAACUCAAAGUUGGAAAGAAGCUUCCCCUGCCAGACAACGUGACAAAAACCAAUUUUAAAGCAAGGAGCAUAAAUAUAAUACAAAAUUUGAAACCAGCAGAAAAUGUGAUCAGUGACGAUGGCAACAAAAAAGAAGGAAAGUUUAAAGAGCUUCUUAACUGUUGCUCACAUUACAAUGUUCAGGCACGAGAGAAUGCUCUCAUCGGACUUAAAGAUUUAUUCAAAACCCAUCCAAGGAUUCUAAAGGAUAAUCUUGGUCAAGUUCUACAGCGAAUACUGAACACUGUCACUGAUGUCCACGAAUCAGUUCGCAAAGCUUUCUAUGCAAUUAUUUCUAUGAUAUUUGAAAGUAAUGCAACAUCCGAUAUUUCCCCAUUUUUUGCGAGUAUUCAAGCACACCUUUGCUCAGCCAUGACGCACUUAAGUGAAAAUGUCUGUAUUGACUCAAUGAAAUUUCUUGACCUUUGUCUAAAACAUUUCCCACAGAUUGUAAGGCAAGAUCCACAAACCGUUUUGUCAAAUUUCAUAAAUAUUAUAUCUGUUGAAAAACAUAGCUUGUAUAAGAAAAGUUCUGGGUCCCAUAACGUACAGUUCCAAGCUAAAACAAUAACACAGACAACACAACUUACGGUCUUAAAAAGAUUAAAUCAACUAGUCAGUGUAUCAUUUAAAGGCGUGGUCAACAUAAAAUACAGCACUUCCUCCAAAUUUGUGACCUCAAAUGACAACAACGACAGCAGAAGUCAUAGAAACGCCCGCGUGGACCUAAAUCGACAGAGCAUCGAAAUCUCACCGCUCAACACAGGUCCCACAGUCCUCAGAUCAUCUCAUCCAGUAUUUGUUACCAAUUUUACCUUAAACCGUGCCUCCUCCGACAGAAAAACGACACUAUCCAAUAGUUGGCUUAUAGAGUUUGUCCAACGUAUUUUCCCAGUUUUGCUAGAGUACUGGAUCGAGUGUUGUCCUACAGAAUUCAGCACGAGUCUCAUUCCCGUUCCCAGGCGAUCUCUUUCGCUCUUAAUCAUGAAAGAAAUGCUCGAGAUUUUCAACUCUCUUGUCGAAAGUUUGGAAAAGAGUUGUUCGGGUGAAAGCAAGUUUCAAGACUUUCUAAGAAGUGAAAUGUUCUCCCAACUCCACACUCACUUAAUCAAAAUUUUCCCGCUCAGUUUUCACGUACAAGCUGGUGGACGAAAAGAAAGGGCUGAAUCGCAGGAGAAUAUUACCGAUAUACGUUUGAAUAUGCUUAUAGCUCAGUUGCUGUUUCGUCUCAUUUCUAUCAAUCCCGAUGCGAUUGGUCAAACGAGAUUAACGUCUUUGGUUCUAUGCUAUCUAAAAAAUACAUUAACCAUUCAAGGUAGCAGCAAAGGUAACGCAAAGAUCGGUCAAUUUGACUUUGUUGCACUCGUUGGUCUUGUCAAGAUGUUUGUCUUCAACAUGCCUAAGGUAUUCAAAGGUGAAAAAAUACAAUUGAUACGAAGCUUGUAUGCUGUUCAAGAAAAUAGGUCUAAAGGGACUAAUAAAAUGAUUUUAACAAGUGUAUUGGCAGAAAUCGUUGGCAGUGCAAGUGAAUAUGGGCAUGACAUGAUUGCUGUGUUGAGUGAUUGGAUAAUAUUCUUGUUGAAACAUUUGCGCCAAGACACGUCUGAAGAACUACAUUGUCAGGUACUUUCGAUUUGUAAAUCUGCAAGUCUGCAAAAUUUUCCAAAUUUGUCGAACUGCAUUGGGGAGACCUUGCCCCGUUUAUUUCAAAAAUUUUCAACGCGAUCCGUGAAAGCUCAAAAACUUCUAAUAGAACUUUUGUUCUACAAUAAGCGAUGUCCAUCCAAGCAUCUGUAUGAAGUCUUGGUUCGGUUAUGCCACUCGAGGUGUAUUUCAUUUGAAGUAUUUGAAUAUCUUCUUUUCGUUCUUUUUCGAUUGGUUAAUUUUAAUAGCAAUCAGUGCACUACACCAAACUUUAGUAAUUUCUUCAGUUUCUUAUUCUCCGUCAUUAUUGGCUACAGCACUGAGGAAUUAAAUAAGCUUCGAGCAUUGUCAUUUGAAGAUUCAGGCUUCUACUCUUUUAAAGACUUAAACGCAGUUAUUGCCGUCUUUGAUGGCAAGAUGUUGAAUUUUCAAAUUACAAAGGAAAAAUGGAGCGAUCUAAAGAAGAUAAGUCAUGUUAUUUGUGAAAUAAUGCCUAAAACUAAACAUCCAAAAGGUCUUUUUCCAAUUUUUUCCAACACGCUUAGCACAUUGUUUACAGCGUAUCAUGUUUUACCGCUAGCUGCAGUGUAUAAAACGCUCAAAUUUGUCGAAGCCAUUCUCUUACUGGCCAAUAAUGUAGGUGCUUUGUAUGAUGAAGCCACUCUGCCAUUGGAAGGUGAUUCAGAGCAAUACAGAGAUCUUUUUGUGGCACUUUCCAAGUGGUGUGCGACAGUUUGGAGUUUUGCAUUUAAAAUCUCUAUGGAAUUUGGAAAGGGAGAGUUGAUUGAGACAGUCUGUAAAGAUGUGAAAGCAGUCACACUUCAGCUUUGUAAACUAUCCGAGGGUAUUACGGAAAAUAUUCUGCGUUCACUCGUUCCAACUACUCUUCACGAUGACAGCAUUCGCUGCACUUGCGAAGUCAUCACUGAUGUAUUCAAGUACCUACGAGUUUGCUUCAAACAGUCUCAUCGUACUUCGAUCCUCGACUUGUAUACUAGUAUCAACAAGGCAUUCAAUGAUGGGAAGUUAGACGGCCAAACGUUUUCUGACUUCAAAUACCAAUACCAAAUAUGUUUGACGACUUUGGGUGGUUAACACUCUAUUAUUUACUGAUUAUUGAAUACAUUUUGAAUUGUUGUGUAGAAAUGUGUAGUAUAAUUAUUUAAAUAUUUUGUUAUUCAAUAAUAUGUGACGUUAAUUCGGAGUAAAAGAUUUCUUUUGAUAUUUCUCAA
Messenger RNA from Xenia sp. Carnegie-2017, 3002 nucleotides. Its product is annotated as testis-expressed protein 10 homolog. NCBI's taxonomy places the organism in Eukaryota, Metazoa, Cnidaria, Anthozoa, Malacalcyonacea, Xeniidae. The transcript is spliced from 2 exons. The record is from RefSeq and is a predicted model, not a curated record. Gene Ontology annotation, cellular component: nucleus. Bases 34 to 2865 code for a protein of 943 amino acids.